This is a messenger RNA of Boeremia exigua, 5118 nucleotides long. RefSeq lists its product as uncharacterized. Bases 1 to 5118 code for a protein of 1705 amino acids. The transcript has a single exon. The record is from RefSeq and is a predicted model, not a curated record. NCBI's taxonomy places the organism in Eukaryota, Fungi, Ascomycota, Dothideomycetes, Pleosporales, Didymellaceae.
AUGGCUGAUGGCCUCGACAGCGAGGUCACAGUCAACACUAGGGCUCUGAUAGACAAGGUCCUAGCCCGAUACUCAAGCGAGCAUACCACCUUGCGCGAGUUGAUUCAGAAUGCUGCCGAUGCGAAAGCCAGCACCGUCACCAUCAGGCUGGAGACAGACCCCUCAUUAAACGUCCCAACACCCCAAGGAGCGGAGGAUCCCGUACUUCUCAGACAUAAGAUCCAGAAUCACACCCUAAAGCGCCUGGUGGUGACCAACAACGGCCAAGCAUUUUCUCCCGCAGAUUGGAAAAGACUGAAGAGUAUUGCAGAUGGUAACCCUGACGAGACCAAGAUCGGCGCGUUCGGCGUGGGCUUCUACAGCGUCUUCGCGGACUGCGACGAGCCUUUUGUAGUUUCUGGAGAUAAGACCAUGGCUUUCUACUGGAAAGGCAAUACGCUCUCCACCAAGAUAGCAUCUGUUCCUGCAGAUCACGAUACGUCGUUGACCAUCUUUUCUCUGGACUAUCGACAAGCAAAUCCGGCGUCACCGUCCUACAGCCCUUCAAAGCUGCCGAACAUACCGACGCUUUGUCAAUUUCUGGCAACCAGUCUGACUUUCGUCGGACUCGAAAGCAUUGAGCUGCACGUAGAUGACUAUGUUGUUGCAUCCUUCUCGAAGAAGAUGUCCCCUCCCGAAGACAUCCGAGUACCUCCCGGCCUCAAGACUGAGACGGAGGGUGGCCUCAUGCGGGUCAUCAACGUCACUCGACAGCACUCUCAGAUAGACGCGGAGUGGCUGAAUGUGAUUGCUACCGCACAAUUACCGCCGAAGAGGGCUGCAGAUCUAGUGCAACAAGAAGUACGCAACGCGGGGACUACCUUGAGGAGCUUCUUCUCGAAAUUCUCAGCUCCAGCUCCGCAGCCUGCUGCGAAAGCCGCAAAGCCAACUCCCACAGAAAAGCUUAGCUCGGACCAGGCCAUUGCUGGUGAAUCAAAGAGCACAAUCUUCUUACAGUCCUACACUGUUGAAGCAGCCACCAAAGUGUCGCAGAAGUUUGCUGCCGAGAUUGAACGAUCAACGAAGAAAUCUCCACCGAAGUCGACGAAGAUUGCACUGUUGACUUCUCCGUACCAAGAUCCUUCAGCCAUGCUCUCCACCGGCUCUGGUAGUACUGCAGAAAUGUCCGCAAAGAUCUUUGCAGAAGUGCUGCCUACCAAAUCUGGACGCAUCUUCAUUGGAUUUCCAACUGCUCAGACGACUGGAUAUUUGGCCCACAUAUCAGCCCCAUCACUCAUCCCAACAGUCGAGCGUGAGAAUGUUGACAUGAACGCACGUUACAUAUCCACAUGGAAUAUCGAACUCCUACGCGUGGCUGCCUUGGCUUGUCGGAUCUCCUACGUUUCUGAGAUGGCUGAGAUUCAAGCUCGUGCCAAGGCGGAAUCCAUAGAAGCUUUGAUUCCCCGGGCUGUCUACACACUGCAGCAGUAUACUGCAAACACCUCACAUCCUUCAACAUCGCUUGGCGAGAGGAUUGACGAGGCUUUUUGGAGCUGUUCUAAAGAGCGCUCGAUUGCGAUUCUAUCGACUAAGGGAGUCAUGGCCAGCAAGAAUGUGCGUAUGCCGGCCGAAACAUUGAGCUUCCUGAACGAAGUGCCCAUGGUACCCCAACAAUUAGCCACUGAGGCUGUUGCUUUUAUGCUCAAUCUGCACAGGCGAGGCUUCAUCACGGAGCUCACUAUGCAAGACAUCCGCCAAGGAUUAGAGUCUCGCGCGCUCAACGAAGAGGAGCUGAGUGAGUUCAUACGAUGGUGCGGUGCGAAACUUGAGAGCGGCGAGAUCGACAUUCCUGGAUCGCGCAGCCUAUUCGAGAAUACCGUCGCUAACGUCGAUAUUGUACCGGAAAAGAACUCGGGCAGGAUCCUUGCUCUUGGAGACAUCAGCACCUACGUCAACCCGGCCAGGAUUACACCGACAUUGCCCUUGCCAUCUGACACGAUCCCGUUCGCAUUCACCAAGAACAUGACUGCCAAGCAGCUGCAAAUGUUUGGCUGGAUCGAGCUAUCGAUGGUUCGGUGGCUCCGGCACCUUACGACGCCCCCACAGCUGGCCGAGUUUACUUCGUCUGAGACAUUAGCUCUAGCGGUACUCAGUCUAGCAUCGAAAUGCUGGGAGCAGCUCGACGGUUCCUCGAAAGACACUGUUGUGAAGAUUCUGACCCCACAUGCCAUCAUACCCACCAAGGUAGGGCUGCGACGUCCACAAGAAUCGUACUUUCCUACCGUCAAGCUGUUCGAUGAUCUCCCCACGGUGAAGCCUUUUGCUGGGUCGAAAGAGAAAUUUCUGCUGGCUUUAGGUAUUCGAAAGACUAUCGACUUACCCAUGGUCUUUGACAGGAUGCGUAGCAAGGAUACUGGCUCCGAAAAGGCAUCUUGGAACCACGUGGAUCUAUUGAAGUAUUUCGCUUCUGUCAUUGAUGAAAUCCCAAAGAAGGAUCUAGAUCGACUGCGUGAAACGCCUUUUCUGCCUGGAGAGGGAAAGCUAGUGAAACCAGGACAGAUGUUCAAAGCAUCAGAACUCUACGCACCCGAUCCGACUACCCUGUCACUUGGUUUGACGCAGAUCAAGAUUCCGUUUGAGUUUAAAUCCAGUCUUCGUGAGGGGGCUCUCCUUCUGCGACUAGGUUUGAAGCAGUGGCCUGAUUCUACCAUAAUGGCGAAUAUCCUUCACCGCGCUGGGUUGGCCAGUGAUCAGAAGUUGUAUCUUUUGGCCCUGGAUUAUUUCCUGCAAAACUACUACAAGAACAACUACGGUGCAGAAGUAGCCAAAUUCGCAGCUCUGACUCUUGUAAUCCUGCCGACAGAACAGGCUCCAUUUCCGAAUCUUGUUGCGCCGUUCCAAUGUUACAUGAACGAGAACGCAGCCUGCUUAGGCUUCUCUGUUCUGAGGUCGGAUCUACGCCCACAUGCUGAGAAGCUCGGAGUCAAGCGAGAUCCUCCGAUCGUAACAUGUGUACAGCAACUGCUCAAGUCGCCGCCCAAGAGCAAGAUUGAUGCAGAAAUGCAGUUCGCGUACUUUGCCAGCAGAGGUAGUGAGCUGGAUCAGUCUCGUGGGCUUGUGGACAGCUUGUCGACUGCUAAUAUCGUCCCAAUUUUCCGAGCAUACUAUCUGGACCCGACCUGCAGUGGCUUCCAGGACAACUCAAAGCGACAAACAGGCAAAACCGAGAUGCGAAUCCACCACUUCAAUCCGCCGGAGCAUGUGUUUGUCGGUCGCGACCAGGAAUACCGCGGCAUUCUCGACUAUGUCCAUUACGGUGCUGAGGCUACAGCCUUCUUAUUGAAGAUUGGAGCGAAGCAUGAGCCAAAUACGCGGGAUCUUGCAGAGCUUCUGACCAUCCAGCCAGGCCGCUUCCUCAACACCAUUGGCCAAGAGAAGUAUCUUGACCUGCUACGGAAGCUGGCUGAACAUGCACCUGCGUUGUGGAAGGAAAAGGCGUUGAUCGAGAGACUGGUGGCUUCCAGGAUGCUGCUUGGUUACAGGGACAUCAAGGAAGACUCUAAGAAGGAAGAAUCCGUAGAAGAUGACCUGGAUGACUUCGAUGAGCCAGGCGUGCAUCGCGAGUGGUCGCUUAACAGCGCCCGGGAGAUCGUUAUUAUUGACGAUGUCAACCACCUCUACAGAUUUCGCGACUACAUCAUUGCAGCACCGCAAGAAGAGGCUCUCGAAGAAUUCUAUGCACGUCUCGGUGCGCCAAAGAUCUCAGACCUGGUCAAGACCAACCAGACAAUUGGCGUCGUCGCUCGUGAUCAGAGUCCUGCCAUUCAGCUACGCAAAGACAUAUUGGAGCGCGCUAGACUAUUUCUCCACGAGUACGAGCGAGAUGGAUCCUCGAAAGCUAUAAGGCAUGACGCGAAGUGGCUUGCGUCCAAUCUGACUGUGCAUUGCGUGUCGGAUAUCUCGAUUCGCUAUGCACUUGCAGAGCGCAACGUUACAACCUCGUCCAAGAAGUCUGCAAUAAUCGUCAAGAUGCGGGCUGCUGGCUACGUCUUGAGUAUCACGCCGAAGUACGACCUGUACGAAGUGUCAAAGGAACUGGUCCGGCUUCUGAUUUCUCGACCUAAGCAGAACGACACCAUCGCGCUGGAACGUAUCCUGACAGAGCCACUGCGAAGGCUGCAACAAAAGGGUAUCAACGUAGAACGGAUUCUUCGUCGGAAGGAACACGAGGCCCGUAUCGCAAAGCAGCAAGAGCUGGAGCACGAGCAGGAGGAACGAGACCGCGCGACGGAACAAGCAAAAUCUGCUGUAGUAAGGGGAGCUGAUACUGAGAACAUGCCCCCACCGUCCACUCCGGAGAAGUCCAAAAAUAUGCCCGGUGCAUUCGGCAACAGCCCAGACCACUCCACGGAAGUUGCCAACAACCGCCAGUCGAUGGACAAUGGUUUGAUUGGAAAUUGGGCGAAGAAGUUGGGUUUCAAGAACGCGCCCACACCCCCACCCGCUUCUGAACGCCAGGGCACUGAUGGCCCGCAGAUCGGUCGGGACAUCCAAGCCACAAAGUCGAACAUCCAGAACGCCAUUAAAGAAUGCAGGCCUGCUGGCCAGCAAAAUAUAAACACAAAGCACCACCAGGAUCCCACGGAGCUUGACAGAGGCGGCUACUGCAACGGUGAGCAGUGGGAGAACCUGCACAAGGCUUUUUCUGUUCCGUUCAAUGGCAGACACGUCGACAUCUACUACGGUCGUGAUGAAGCUGCACCGCCUGCAGAAUUGCAGCCACUGCUCGGCAGCUUCCUCCCGCUCAUCUUCGGGCUGACUGGCAUAUUCCAGGUCAACCCUGCGGCCGUCAACAUCUUCCUUGACAGGAAGUCCAAUACUGUCGCUUUCAAUCUCAGCGGCAGUCUGUUCUUCAACCUUGCAUGGUUCAUAACCCUGCAUGCGCCGGAAUUUGACUCUCGUGAGGGCAGGCUGCGAGCGCUGGACAGCUGGUUCUUCACCUACUGCCACGAGCUGGCGCACAACCUGGUAGCAGACCACAAUGCUAGGCACAAUUGGUACAAUCAACAGAUUGCGAUCGAGUACAGCCAACAGUACCGGGCGGCUUUGGAGGGAUUCACGAGGAAUCUCUUGAUUUAA